AUGCAACAACGACAGUCCAUUCGUGCUGCAUUUGAUAGGCAAUCUGAUCAGAUUAAGCUUGAAUAUUGGACUCGCUUAAAUGCUUCAAUUGAUGUGAUAAGACUUCUCUUGAAUCAAGGAUUACCACUCCGCGGUCAUGAUGAAAGUGAAUCAUCAUUGAACAAAGGUAAUUUUGUUGAAGUUCUUUCCUGGUACAGAGAUAGGUGUGAAAACAUCAAACCUUUCGUGUUAGAAAAUGCUCCAAGAAAUAAUAAAUUGACUUCUCCAGAUAUUCAAAAAGAACUUGUGACUGCAUGUAAGAUAGAAACAUUGAAGUCUAUAAUGGAGGAUCUAAAUGGUGAUUAUUUUGCUUUAUUAGUUGAUGAAUCUUUUGAUGUGUCACGUAAGGAGCAAAUGGCUAUUGUUUUACGAUAUGUUGAUAAAAAAGGAUUUGUAGUGGAAGCAUUUAUUGGACUUGUUCAUGUUACAGAUACCAGUGCUUUAUCUCUAAAGAAAACAAUUGUUAAUGUGCUUGCUCAACAUUCAUUAAGUUUAUCUUAUGUACGCGGACAAGGUUAUGAUGGAGCAAGCAAUAUGCAAGGUGAUAUCAAUGGUCUUAAAAUGUUAAUUAAGAAAGAAAGUAAAUCGGCUCAUUCUAUUCAUUGUUUUGCUCAUCAACUUCAAUUAACUCUUGUUGCGGUUUCAAAAAAAUGCGUUCAAGUGGGAGAACUUGUGUUAUUGGUUUCAAAUAUUUUGAAUAUGUUGGGAGCUUCUUUUAAACGAAUGGAUGAAUUACGACAAUCUCAAAAAGAUAAUCUUCAAAAGGCAUUAGAUAUGGAUGAAAUAGAAACAGGUAGAGGUUUGAAUCAAGAACUUGGUCUUAUUAGAGCCGGUGAUACUCGUUGGGGAUCUCACUACAAAGCAUUUCAAAACUUUAUACUUUUGUUUGACUCUAUUAUUGAUGUACUUGAUACACUUGUUGAAGAUGCAAAUACUUUAGAUGAAAGAGCUAAAGCAUCAGGAUAUCUUAAAAGUUUUCAAACUUAUGAGGUUGCUUUCAUGUUACAUUUGAUGAAAGAUAUUUUGGGAAUCACUUAUGAUCUUAAUAUAUCACUACAGAAAAGGGAACAAGAUAUUGCAAACGCUAUGAUACUUGUUGAAGUAGCCAAAAAAAGGCUUCAAAAACUAAGAGAUGAUGGAUGA
Molecule: messenger RNA, 1182 nt
Organism: Solanum stenotomum
Lineage: Eukaryota; Viridiplantae; Streptophyta; Magnoliopsida; Solanales; Solanaceae
Exons: 1
Coding region: 1-1182 (393 amino acids)
Source: RefSeq, a predicted model, not a curated record